Penicillium riverlandense is the source of this 174-nucleotide messenger RNA. Its product is annotated as Polyketide synthase enoylreductase. The record is from RefSeq and is a predicted model, not a curated record. The transcript has a single exon. Gene Ontology annotation, molecular function: oxidoreductase activity, acting on NAD(P)H. The coding region runs from base 1 to 174 and encodes 57 amino acids. Lineage: Eukaryota; Fungi; Ascomycota; Eurotiomycetes; Eurotiales; Aspergillaceae.
AUGAGCUUCCAGGAUGCCGCUACCCUGGGCGUCGGCAUUAACACUAUUAGCCAGGUUCUCUACCAGAGUCUGAAGUUGGCUCUGCCUUCUGCUCCCACCAAGGAUGCUACGCACAUUCUCAUCUACGGUGGUUCCACCGCGCGGAUUUCAGUUUGCCAAGUUGUCCAGGUAUAA